Messenger RNA from Sclerotinia borealis F-4128, 2208 nucleotides. Lineage: Eukaryota; Fungi; Ascomycota; Leotiomycetes; Helotiales; Sclerotiniaceae. The record is from the annotation of a GenBank genome assembly.
AUGCAGCAACCAAACGUCUUCCAAGAUGAACUUGUCGAAUCACAAAAACCUCUUGAACCCAAUAUUUCUUCCUCUCUAGAGAAUCUGCAGACUGAAGAGCAACGACGAGUUCUUGACACUGUCGCCAAAAUUCGAAAAUGUGGACUUGAUAGUAUCUUAUCGCUUCCACAGCUUGUCGUUUGUGGAGAUCAGUCCGCGGGCAAAAGUUCUGUUCUAGAAGCCCUCACCGAGAUUCCUUUCCCUAGGAACGAUAAUCUUUGCACACGAUUUGCUACAGAGAUUAUUUUGCGACAUGGCCAGAUCAACUCUAUCACCAUUAAAGUAAUCCCUGAUUCCUCACGACCUCAUGCAGAACAAGCGGCUAUCAAAGCCUUUCAUGAAUCCAUCACUGAUUUUGGAGAGUUACCGGAGAUCAUGGACUUGGCAAUGAAAGCAAUGGGCAUAUCCAGUAACGACAUACCAGAUUCUCAAUCCAGAGCUUUUUCCAAAGAUGUUUUGAGUAUCGAAGUUGAAGGUCCUUCUCAGCCUCAACUCACAUUGGUUGACAUUCCUGGCCUCAUCCAAACUUCAACAAAGGGUGUAUCGGACCGUGAUGUUGACCUUGUAACUGAAAUCACAACUGGUUACAUAUCUCAGCCUCGAACCAUAUGUCUGGCAGUAGUCUCUGCGACGAACGAUGCCGCCAACCAACCCAUUCUUCGAAGAGUCCGAGAGGUAGAUCCAAAGGGAGAUCGAACUCUCGGUAUCAUCACUAAGCCAGAUCGACUUCCAGCUGGAUCAGGUUCGGAGAGGAAAUUUUUGGAACUAGCUAGCAACGAAGAUGUGUUCUUUAAGCUUGGCUGGCAUGUAUUGAAGAAUCGCAGCUUCGAAGAAGGUACCAGCUCACUGGUGGAACGAAAUGCAUCCGAGGCGACAUAUUUCCGCACAUCAAAUUUCAAAUCGCUGCCCAAGGACCAUCUUGGAAUCGACACUUUGAGAAAUCGUCUGAGCUUGCUGCUCUUCGAGCAUGUGAAAGAAGAGUUGCCUCAGCUACGUCAAGAUCUCGACUGGGCACUUCUUGACACCCGGUGUCAGCUUGAAUUACUUGGCAACCGCCGAUCUGCAGCUGCAGAAUGCAAAGUAUACCUUACUCAACUCAGUAUGGUUUAUCACGAGACUUGCAAGGCAGCUAUCAAGGGGCAUUAUGAGGAUGCCUAUUUUCAUAAAGAUGCCGACAAGCCAUUCUCCCUUGAUUCUCCAGCGACAAUCGCACGACUUCGGGCGGUAGUGCAGUACAUGAACACCGAAUUUUGCAGCACCGUCCGAAAGAAUGGACAUAAGUAUCAGAUUGGUAUGUCUGACACUAGUGAUACUGACGAGGAUACAACAUCCGACAAACCAAUAGAGAAUACCUCAACCUCAACGAAGGAACCUAUCUUAAUGAGCAAGGCUAAGGCAAAACAAUGGAUUCGUCAAAUCAUGGUCAAAAAUCGUGGACAAGAACUUCAGGGUAAUUUUAACCCUCUAAUCAUCGGAGAGCUUUUCCGAGAACAAUCCUCGAACUGGGAACCCCUUGCAAAAGAUCACAUCGAAGAUGUUGCAAGAGUCUGUGAGAGUUUUCUGGAUCACCUGUUGACAGAGAAAUGUCCAAAGGAUGUCAAAGCUAGGAUCUGGUCAUUUCGGGUUUUGGAUGCUCUGAAGGCUCGACGCAAGGCAGCCUAUCGAGAGCUGGAAUUGAUUAUGGAGGAUACAAGAGGCUUCCCAAUCAAUUAUAACCACUAUUACACGGAUACAAUCCACAAACGCCGUCAGGAGCGCCAGAAGGCAUUCCUCGCAGAUUCGUUGGAAUCCGCCGAAUGUGAUACAGAUACUUCUGCAUCAAUCUAUAUUGACAAAGUAGCCACAAAGUUUUUCACCCACAUCGAUCCUGAUAUGGAUAACUUCAGUUCCGAAGAAGCCCUUGAAUGUCUUUUCGCUAUUUACAAGGUAUCUCAGAAGACCUUCAUUGCGAUCAUCACAACUCAGGUUAUAGAACGACACAUUAUUCGGAAUCUUGAGAAUAUCUUUUCCCCAGUGGUAGUGAAUAGCCUUUCCGAUGGAGAAGUGGAGGCUAUCGCUUCAGAGCCUACUUCGACGAGGACACAGCGAGAGUUUCUGGAAGAUCGCAUUUCCAAGUUAGAAGAUGGUUAUGAAAUUUUCAGAGGGGUGAUGAGUAGCGCGACUCGUUAG